Carassius gibelio (silver crucian carp) is the source of this 2295-nucleotide messenger RNA. Its product is annotated as rac GTPase-activating protein 1. The record is from RefSeq and is a predicted model, not a curated record. Gene Ontology annotation, biological process: signal transduction. The transcript is spliced from 16 exons. The coding region runs from base 60 to 1985 and encodes 641 amino acids. NCBI's taxonomy places the organism in Eukaryota, Metazoa, Chordata, Actinopteri, Cypriniformes, Cyprinidae.
CGCAUUUAAAGCGGUUUGUUUGAGUUUGAUGCGGAUCCUCGGAUCAUGCCGACUCGAUCAUGGGGGAUCAGUUUAUACGAGAAGUCCUCAGUCUGUGUUUGCAAAGGCUUGCUAUCGAAGAAGCGUCUAACUCUGAGCUCGAGUUCAUCGAGGUGGUGAGGAACUUUGAAGUUGCCCGGAAGAAAUGGCUUCAUGCAGAGCUGGAGCUGAAAAAACAGAAGGAGCUCCUGGUCAAAUCUGAUGUGGCUCGAGCUGCGCUGGAGGUCAAACUCAAACAUGCUCGGAACCAGCUGGACGUGGAGAUCAAGAAACGCUACAAAGCUGAGGCCGACUACCAGUGCCUGGAGCGGCAGAUGCAGUUGAUAUGUGACGUACUGGUGCAUGACAGCAAGUCAAAUGCUUGUCUCAAUGACGAGCAGAGGUCAAUGCUGACCAGCUUCAGUCACAAAGGAGCCAGUGUCCCACAGCACAGAGGAAAACGGUUAUCAGUGAUUGAUGAGUCCUCCUUUCUGUCACACUCUGACAUUAGUUAUGACAGAACGGAUGAUGACUUGGACUUGGACAACACCGCGUUUGUUAAGCCUCUCAAGUCAAGAGCUCGUGAGAGAAGACGGUCAUCAAUGGGCCCAAGUGUUGGUCCUCCGAUUCAAAAACGAGGAAGAGUAAGCGGGCGUUCAGGAGAUCUACUGGGGGCUAGACCUCUGGAGAAGGAAAUCGAAACGACGAUUGUGAAGGCAUCCGUCACUACCCCAGAGACUAGAGGUCAGAUUCACAUGGUAAUAGACAUAACCCAGGAGACUCCAGAAUAUCAGUCCAGGGCUCUCAGAAAUGAAAAUUUUCCGUCUGUUGAUGAACAAACGUCUGUGUGGGCACACAGUGAAGUCACAGAGGCUGAAACAGUUGUUGAAAUGGAGGUGAGCGUCCCGGAGCCAGCCGUCCCUCAGGACCUCACGCCCACCGUGGAUAAGACUUUGCAGCAUGUUUUCCAGCAAAAAACAGUGAUUCGUCCAGAGACAUGUGUGCCAUGUGGGAAGAGGAUUCGCUUUGGGAAGUUGGCCAUAAAAUGCAGAGACUGUCGAUUGGUGAGCCAUCCUGAGUGUAAACAACUAUGUGUGGAGAGAUGCAGUCCUAAUGCUCAUGGUUCAACCCAGCCCAAUGAGGAGACUUUAGAGAGCUUUGCCUCCUCCACACGUCCAAGGAUUCCCUCUCUGAUUGUUCAGUGUGUUCAUGAAAUUGAGAGAAGAGGGCUUGAAGAGAAGGGUAUUUACAGAGUGCCUGGAGGAGAGCGGCUGGUAAAGGAGCUGAGGGAGAAAUAUAUUUCUGGGAAAGGCUCGCUGAUGCUCCACAAAGUAGAAGAGGUUCAUGCUGUCUGUGGACUCCUCAAAGACUUCCUGAGGAAGCUCAAGGAGCCUCUCAUAACAUUUAAGCUUCACAGAGCAUUUAUGGAAGCUUCUGAGAUGGCUGAUGAAGACAAGAGUGUAGAAACAUUAAUAAAGACUAUCAAAGAGUUGCCGCAGCCGAACAAAGACACCCUGGCCUUCCUGAUUCUGCAUUUGCAGAGAGUAAUGCAGAGUCCGACGUGUCAGAUGGAUCUGAAUAACUUAUCCAGAGUGUUUGGGCCCACUGUCAUUGGUCACGGGUUGUUAGAACCUUCUCCCAUGACAAUUAUGAGAGACACGAACACCCAGCCCAAAGUAGUAGCUCGGUUUUUGUCCUUCCCCUCAGAUUUCUGGGAAGGCCUUCUAGCUGAGAAAGGGGAUACUGUACUUCCUGUGGUGGAUUCCAAUGUCAUCGGUGUCCGCCCAAGCACUAGCAGAGAUAAGAUAUUCAAACCUCUGACCUCUCCUGAGUUGAGUAAAUACUCUAAAACUACAUCCGGUGGCUCAAUAAAGGGUCGGAUCAAGCACUUCGGUGGCACUUUCAAUAACCCAAGCAAACCAAAAAAUGAUUCAGGGAAAAAGAAAUUCUUCACAUCCCCCAAAUGAUUUGUGUGUGUGUGUGUGUGUGUGUGUGUGUAUAUUUUGUGUUGCACAGGGACACUGAACUGUUUUUUCUCCACCACAAAAAAUGAAACUUUUUAGCACUUCAUAUUCUACCUUGAAAAAACUUUUCCUAUGAAUGUAAUUCUGUCCAGAAGUGUAAAAAACUAUGAAAUAUGAGACUACACCCUUUGUAUUUUCUGCAGAAUGUUUGUCUAUUUAUUAUGCAUGUAGGAAAUGUCCUGGAAAAUAUUUAAAGGUGUUAUGAACACAGGGUGAAAUGGCAAAAUGAUUUGAAAUAAACUAGAUGAAUUCA